Messenger RNA from Tachysurus vachellii, 1726 nucleotides. Its product is annotated as UPF0500 protein C1orf216 homolog. Lineage: Eukaryota; Metazoa; Chordata; Actinopteri; Siluriformes; Bagridae. The coding region runs from base 102 to 1163 and encodes 353 amino acids. The record is from RefSeq and is a predicted model, not a curated record. The transcript has 2 exons.
UAAGACAACACCAACUAUCCAAUGAUUUAUAAAUAUAAUCUCCAAUCACAGCUUUAACGAGCAGAAUAAACACAGUGUGUAGUUAUUAUCUGAAUUAGUAGAUGUUCCUGCUGAAGGACCAGAGCUGUGAUAUGGGAGCGAUUCACCCUCAAAGAAACAUGCUGAAACAAGAUCGACCUGUGAACGCUGCUUUUGCAGGUCACCUUGGAGGUACAAAUUCGACCCUGCGUAUUCUCGGCAACAGCCAGAGGAUGUUUGAGAAGGAUGGGAACUUCAACUUCCUGGGUCAAGAUGAAAACACAAUGACUGGAGAUGAGAACCGCAACCAAAUGCGUCCUCGAGCUUUGGGCCUGACAAGCCGCUAUCCACCAACUUCUGCUAACCACUACGUGCCUGGACCCCUGUCUCCCCUGUCUCGCCUUCCCUGCUGGAGCCCCCUGGAACCUCUUCCUGAGAUUGACAGUGGAGAAGACACUGGAGGCAGGGUGCCUCCUGACGGAGCAGAAGAGGGCAAAAUAGAUGAGGAGAUGAGGAGAAUGAGUGAUGAUGAGAAGGAGGAAGAGCAAGAAGACCUUAUGAAAGGUAAAGCACAAGAACGGGUGGAGGAUAUAGAAGAAGAUGGGGUGUUGGACUGGGAAGAAAGCGAUGAAGACUUUGAGUUCAGUUACAGGUCAGAAAGCUCUUCACCUAUUACCAUUGAGAGCGGGGAUGUAACUGGGGGAGACUCCCUGAACUUUACGUGGGACCGCAUCUGUGUGGGAGGUUCAAACUCAGAAAAUAGUGAUGCAACCACAAACCUGGAGGGAAAACAAAAUGCUGAAGAGGACAAGAAAGCUGAGAUGCACCGUAAGAGGCUGGGAGGUUCUAGCUUAGCUGAAGAAGCGUCCUCCGAUUCAGAGAGUGAUCCCUGCUCUGAACUGCCAGAACUCAUGGAGGCUGUAUGGACCUUGGAAGACCGAGAACGGUUCAAAGCCGAGGAGAUGGAAAAGCACCAUGUGCAAUUGACCAUGUACCGUAGGCUCGCCCUGAUCCGUUGGGUGCGCACCCUGCAGGAACGUGUCCAAGAACAGCAGAACCGACUCCAGUCCAGCUUUGAUAUCAUCCUCACUCACAGGAAAGAGCUGCUUCGCAUGGGCUCAGCUGCAGCUGCCGUUAGCCAGUAACAACACCAGAAGAGAGAAAAAACAAGAGCAAGAGAAAGCAGAGGCAAGGAGGGUCAAGCAGAAACAAAUGACUAAGAACAGUGAUAGAGAAGACCCUUUUAACUAAAUAAUUUCCUGAAUCCCACAUCUGUCAGUCUGGUCUUGUAUAUGUCUGUGCUUCAGACUCUGUUUGUGUCUUUGCUAUCAUACAUUGUCCUUGAAGAUACAUCAGUGCAGUGCUGAUGUAUAGGGAAAGGUUUAGGGAAAGGUUUAUGUGCAUAUCUUUUUAUCAUAGAAUUUCUGACAGUUCAUCAGGUUUGACUUUUGUGUGUUAAUGAAUGAAUAAAUAUUUAAGUUUUAUUUUUAUUGGGUGUCCCUUAAUGAAUACUGUAGAUGCCAAGAUUAUCGAAUGAAACCAGUUCACUAUGAUACAAAAAAAAACAGGCAGACAACAUUUAGCCAGACAAUGAAAACACUUUCUAAUUGUAAUAAUUGUAUGUCACAACAAAAUUUCACAGGAUGUCACUGCACCUUUUUUGUCUAAGCUUUCUUUCCAUUAAUAAAACACAUCCAAAGACAUGAUA